Pseudonaja textilis is the source of this 1082-nucleotide messenger RNA. Its product is annotated as vesicle-trafficking protein SEC22b-B-like. The record is from RefSeq and is a predicted model, not a curated record. Gene Ontology annotation, biological process: endoplasmic reticulum to Golgi vesicle-mediated transport; retrograde vesicle-mediated transport, Golgi to endoplasmic reticulum. Lineage: Eukaryota; Metazoa; Chordata; Lepidosauria; Squamata; Elapidae. Gene Ontology annotation, molecular function: SNAP receptor activity.
AGCGGGAGACUUAAAGUCCCGACUGCAAGACUUCUGCGAGGGACUGAAGCGAGGAAGAGGAGCUGGCGGGGGUGGGGAUCCGGGACACUGCAACCCCCCCCACCUCCCCGCCGCGCCCUGGGCUGAAGAAGACCCUCAUUUCUAGCCCCCCCUUUUUUUCCUCCCGCCGGCAUGGUUCUGCUGACCAUGAUCAGCCGGGUCCAAGACGGGCUGCUUUUGGCGGCCUCCAUGCAAGAAACGGAGCAGUCAAAUCGGAACUUGCAAGAAUAUCACAAUCAAGCCAAACAGCUUUUCCGAAAACUUGGGGAUCAUUCGCCAAACCGAUGUUCUCUGCAGGCUGGAACGAUGACCUUUCAUUACCUGAUCAGCCAGGGGAUUUGUUACCUGACGCUCUGCGAAGCUCACUAUUCCAAGAAAUUGGCCUUCUCCUUUCUGGAGGAACUGCAAACGGAAUUCUGGGAACUUUAUGGGAAGAAAAUCUCAUCGGUGUCCCGGCCUUACGCCUUCAUUGAGUUUGACAUUUACAUCCAGAAGCUGAAGAAAUCCUACCUGGACACUUGGUCAAAGCGCCACCUAAGUAGCAUCAAUACGGAGCUCCAGGACGUUCAGAAGAUCAUGGUGACCAACAUUGAAGAAGUCCUCCAAAGAGGGGAGACCUUAUCAGCUCUGGACUCCAAAGCCAGCAACUUGUCCACCCUCUCCAAGAAAUACCGCCAUGAUGCCAAGCUCCUCAACAGCCGCUCUGCCUAUGCCAAAGCUGCCGCCACUGGCCUCAUCUUCAUGGUGCUUCUGCUCUACAUCCGCUUCUGGUGGCUGGUGUGACCCAAUCUGUCCUUGUGUUUCCAAGACCCUGGGUGACUUGGGCUUUUCCUUUGAGGAGAAACAUGGAAAUAUUCCAAAAGUUCGCCCCUCGGGAUGAUGUUCCUGUUUUUUGGCAUCACUCCCAUUUGCCUGGUUGGCCUAGAACAGUAGCUGCAAGAUGCUGAGUGGACCUACAACUAUUUAUAAUGGGGGGAAAGCUGUCUUUCAUAAGCCCCUGCCACAAUAAAUCUGUAGUCUUUGUGUGCAUUUUUUUUAACAUA